AUGGCCAGCAUCGAAACCAUCAAUGAGGGCGUCCUCAUCAACGGUCCCAUCAAGGACUCGUAUCGCAAGAUCCUGACCCCCGAGGCCACGGCCUUCCUCGCCCUCCUACACCGAACCUUCAAUGGCACCCGCAAAGCCCUCCUUCAAAGACGAGUGAUCCGGCAACAAGAGCUGGACAAGGGCAACCUGCCAGACUUCCUCCCCGAAACCAAGCACAUCCGUGAGGAUGAUACGUGGAAAGGCGCCCCGCCAGCUCCUGGUCUCGUUGACCGACGAGUGGAAAUCACCGGACCAACGGAUCGGAAGAUGGUUGUCAAUGCUUUGAACAGCAAUGUUUGGACAUACAUGGCCGAUUUUGAAGAUGCACAAGCCCCAACCUGGGACAACCAGGUUUCCGGACAAGUGAACCUGUACGACGCUAUUCGACGCCAGAUUGAUUUCAAGCAAGGAGAGAAAGAGUACAAGCUGCGAACCGACCGUGUGCUCCCCACACUGAUUGCCCGGCCACGAGGCUGGCAUCUGGAGGAGAAGCAUUUCACCGUGGACGGAGAGCCCAUCUCUGGUUCCCUGUUCGACUUUGGCCUGUACUUCUUCCACAAUGCCCGUGAGCUUGUCAAGCGAGGGACUGGGCCAUACUUCUACCUCCCCAAGAUGGAGUCUCACCUCGAGGCGAGACUGUGGAACGACGUGUUCAACCUGUCUCAAGACUACAUCGGUAUCCCCCGUGGAACCAUCCGAGGCACAGUGCUGAUCGAGACCAUCACGGCCGCCUUCGAGAUGGACGAGAUCAUCUUUGAGCUCCGCGACCAUUCGGCCGGCCUCAACUGCGGUCGCUGGGACUACAUUUUCUCCGUGAUCAAGAAAUUCCGCCAGAACCCCAACUUUGUGCUUCCGGAUCGAUCCGCCGUCACCAUGACCUCGCCGUUCAUGGAUGCGUACGUCCGCCUGCUCAUCAAGACCUGCCAUCGUCGUGGCGUGCACGCCAUGGGUGGUAUGGCCGCCCAGAUCCCCAUCAAGGACAACCCAGAGGCCAACGAGAAGGCCAUGGAGAACGUCCGACAAGAUAAACUCCGCGAAGUCCGAGCCGGCCACGACGGCACAUGGGUCGCCCAUCCGGCUCUGGCCUCGAUUGCUUCGGACGUGUUCAACAAGCACAUGCCGACUCCCAACCAACUCUUCAAGCGUCGCGAGGAUGUCUCGGUCACCAAGAAUGACCUGCUCAAUAUGAACGUGCCCGGCAGCAUCACCGAGGAGGGCAUCCGGAAGAACCUCAACAUUGGCCUGGGUUAUAUGGAAGGCUGGCUCCGUGGUGUGGGAUGCGUGCCCAUCAACUAUCUGAUGGAGGACGCUGCCACCGCUGAAGUGUCCCGAUCCCAACUCUGGCAAUGGGUCCGACAUGGCGUCAAGACCGCCGAGGGCAAGACCGUCGACAAGGAAUAUGCUCUCAAGCUGCUGAGAGAACAGGCCGAGGAAUUGGCCUCCAAGGCGCCCAAGGGUAACAAGUAUGCCACUGCCGCCCGCUACUUUGAGGGCCAGGUGACUGGCGAAGACUAUGCCGAUUUCCUGACCAGCCUUUUGUACAACGAAAUUACGACCGUGGGAUCUUCUCAGCCCGUGGCUAAAUUGUAA
Molecule: messenger RNA, 1629 nt
Organism: Exophiala dermatitidis NIH/UT8656
Lineage: Eukaryota; Fungi; Ascomycota; Eurotiomycetes; Chaetothyriales; Herpotrichiellaceae
Product: malate synthase, glyoxysomal
Exons: 3
Coding region: 1-1629 (542 amino acids)
Biological process (GO): glyoxylate cycle
Cellular component (GO): peroxisomal matrix; cytoplasm
Molecular function (GO): malate synthase activity
Source: RefSeq, a predicted model, not a curated record